Molecule: messenger RNA, 816 nt
Organism: Trypanosoma rangeli
Lineage: Eukaryota; Euglenozoa; Kinetoplastea; Trypanosomatida; Trypanosomatidae
Exons: 1
Coding region: 1-816 (271 amino acids)
Source: RefSeq, a predicted model, not a curated record
AUGGUCUUUUUUGUUGAGCUUUUGCUUAUGUGGGCAAUUGGGCGUGUGCAGAGUACGACAGAUAUGCGCUACGCAAUACCCCAAGAGCUUCUCAUGGUGGUCGCUCUGGGAAGUUUCUAUCUUAUUCGCCUUGGGCUGCCGGAGGGAUGGGUGAACUUUUCAGUACUACGUCCUGAGGAGUGUAGUACGUGGAACCAGUACUUUGGCUGCGGCCUUCCGCCCCAUCAUUUUUUUUUGCUUUUCAUGACAGCAGUAGUGGUGAUGCAACGUUGUAUGCGAUAUAACAUUUCUGAGGUGCGUGCAACCAUUCCACAUGUGGAAGGUGCCGUUGAGCUUGGUGGGCUCCUGUGCAAGACGGCAAAAGAUGUGGAGGACUGCCAAAAGCUUCUCCGCUCAAAUAUCGAAAAUGUGUUGCCUGUCCCUUCACACGAUAUCAUACGAAAUACAAGAGCACUCUUUGAUCUUAUAAUUACUUUGUCGUGUGUGCUUCUACCAGCUGCGGUGAUUUCAUUUGUACAAGGCGUCAUGAUGGCAUCACUGCUAGGAGUCGUGGAAAAUGUUGUAUCACUCUUGGAUACUCACAUUUAUGCGCUACCUUGCAUGGUGUUGGCACAAAAUUUGACCCUUCUUUACGUUGUUUUUAUUCUUGACCUUUAUCCCCCAACUUGUGACGCGACUUCCACCAUCACCUCCAGUCAUGAUCCAUGCAGGGAACGUGAUGCUUUCGCCUGGCUUCAGUCCCUGGUCGCUGGGGAUCAUCAUUGGACAGGCGCUGACGCUAUUUUCGGCGGUGGUGCAGCAACACGUCUUCAGUGA